Molecule: messenger RNA, 1275 nt
Organism: Clupea harengus (Atlantic herring)
Lineage: Eukaryota; Metazoa; Chordata; Actinopteri; Clupeiformes; Clupeidae
Product: zinc finger protein 665-like
Exons: 4
Source: RefSeq, a predicted model, not a curated record
AUGGUGAACUGCUGUGGUCUGGUUACGGUCAAGAAUGAGCCAGGGUUUGUGGAAAACGGAAGCAGUGUCAGCGAGUCGCCUAUUUUAACUGCCUGCUUUCAUUGGCCCGAUAUAGUGGAAGAAAAGCCUGGACCCGAAUGUGAAUGCAAGACUGAAAUGUACACGUCACAAACCAUGACCUUGAAAGAAGAAAAGUAUUCACCAAUGGAAAUUAAAGACGAAGAAGAAUUUGAUUUAAGUGAAUAUGGUCACUAUGUCUCUUCUCCUGCAAGAGACAUUCAAAGGAUCCAAUCUAACAAGAGAGGGAACACUGAGAAAAAAAGAAACAAAGACAGAAGUUACAAUCGCUCACACUUAACUGUACAUAUGAUGACACAUACUGGACAAAAGCCACUUCAGUGUUCUCAUUGUGGAAAGACCUUUAAUCACAAAUCUACCCUCAAGGAACACCAGAGGAUCCAUACUAGGGCAAAGCCACAUCAGUGUUCUCAGUGUGGAAAGGCCUUUACCUGUAUGUCUCAUCUCAAGAUACACCAGCAGAUCCAUACUGGAGGAAAGCCACAUCAGUGUUCUCAGUGUGGAAAGACCUUUCAUCACAUAUCUAGCCUCAACAAACACCAGAGGAUCCAUACCGGGGAAAGCCCUUAUCAGUGUUCUCAGUGUGGAAAGGCCUUUUAUUUCAAAUCUGACUUUAAGGCACACCAGAUGAUCCAUACUGGAGAAAAGCCACAUCAGUGUUCUCAGUGUGGAAAGGCCUUUAGCCAAAUGUCAAAUCUCAAGACACACCAGAAGAUACAUACUGGGGCAAAGCCAUAUCAGUGUUCUAAGUGUGAAAAGACCUUUACCCUAAAGUCUUCUCUCAAGAGACACCAGACUAUCCUUACUAGGGCAAAGCCACAUCAGUGUUCUCAGUGUGGAAAGGCCUUUACCUGUAUGUCUCAUCUCAAGAUACACCAGCAGAUCCAUACUGGAGGAAAGCCACAUCAGUGUUCUCAGUGUGGAAAGACCUUUCAUCACAUAUCUAGCCUCAACAAACACCAGAGGAUCCAUACCGGGGAAAGCCCUUAUCAGUGUUCUCAGUGUGGAAAGGCCUUUUAUUUCAAAUCUGACUUUAAGGCACACCAGAUGAUCCAUACUGGAGAAAAGCCACAUCAGUGUUCUCAGUGUGGAAAGGCCUUUAGCCAAAUGUCAAAUCUCAAGACACACCAGAAGAUACAUACUGGGGCAAAGCCAUAUCAGUGUUCUAAGUGUGAAAAGACCUUUACCCUAAAGUCU